AUGGUGGUGCCGGCGCUGGCUGUACGGCAAUCAAAUGCCUUCGAGCCACCGCCAUCCUCUAUGCUUGCCACUCAUGUUGUCCACGGUAAUGGAGUUCCAGAUUUUGACCGGGACAGUUUCAAUCAGUUGCUAGCAGAGGCGCUUGGAUCAGACGAACAUGGCCAACCCAAUCUAGGGGCAGAUGUCGCUGUCAACCACAAGUUGAUACGGAUCAUAUUUCAAGUUGGUAUCGAGCAGAGUCUCGACGAGGAUCCAUUUCACUCUGCAGUUGCUGCUGGUAAGGCUACCUCUCAGCUCAAGACCUGUCUCGAAGUCCUUCAACUCGCCAUCGAGAGAUCCCCACAGGUGCUCUUCGUCAAGUCACAAGACAGCGGAACGCCAGGGCAAGGAGCCUUGUUGUAUAGUUGGCUUGUUCCCAGACUUUUCCCUUUACUCAACCAUGAGGGACUUCGAGACCCAGUUCAACAGCUUCUUACCGUCAUGCUGGAGGGUGACUGCCGAUGCUCCAAUACUGAUGCAUGCGGUCAGGUCUGGCAUUACCUGAGGAGCGUCGCCGGUGGACUUCUUGCAAUUGCCACUACGAAGAAGAUUCAACCUCGGAAGCCUAUUGUUAUGACCUCAGACGACGCUGAUGCCACUACUGCAACGAUACCAUCAUUUCUUAAAACAGUUUCGAAGAUCAAAUUUCCCUCUUGCUACGAUCUUGUGACAUGUGUAGCCCGAAUCCUGCGAGCCCUGUCGACACAGCAGAACUCACCCCAAAGCCGAUUGCAAUUCCGCAAACUCUUCGGUCGACUUCGUGACUUCAUUGACGAUGUUCAAGGACUUUUAUUGGAGGAGGGCCAGAUGGACCUCCUGUCUCACGAGAUACGAGCGCUGAGCGUCCGUCCCCUACUGCCACCGACCCCACAGUUAUUGGAAGUUUGGCCUGACACUGACCGCGCCCGGAAGCGCCCUCGACUUUCAACAGAGAAUGGGGAUCAAUUUACAGACACAGCUCAUCGGACUGUUGCUCGCAAUAUCACGUCACACUUGACUGGACGUGCACAAUCCGACUUGGACGGCUUAAGCAAGACGGCCCCAGGCCAUUUUCAGGGACUGUCUGAAGUUGAGCAAUGUUCCCUCCUGGAGCUCUUGGGUGGAGGUGCCUGUAGGCUGGCUGGUAUGGAUGCACAAUGCCCUUUCUGUGACGAAGACAAUUGCCCCGCCAAUUCGAAUGUCGAGGUCGCCACGUACCCGGGCGAAGAGUUGCUCAAAACUCUUGUGGGUUUGGUGCAGAUAAUUAAACGUCAGUCAAAAGCUCGAGUAGUGGCAAUGUGUGCACUUCGUCGAAUUUUGAUGCACACAGACAUCAGCGCAGACUUAAAGCUACGCGAAACCCCUGCUGGUGACUGGUGUUUACAUUCUCUCAAGAGUUCUUCGCGGGAUCUACGGAUCGUUGCAACUAGAACCCUUCAAGCCUAUCUCAUGAGAAGGAAAACACUGGACAUUGCCAUUACGCGGGAGAACCGGAUUACGGCUCUCGAUUUCCUGCAAGCACUCUGGCAAAAGGGUGAAAUUGCUCUUCAAGAGACAUGUGUCCUCGCACUUGGUCGUCUUGCUCAAGUCGUCGGUGACGAAGAGUUGAACAUCAUCCUUGUCCGACUCGUUGACUACCUGGGUCAUAACAAUCCUUAUAUCUCAGGUAUUGUGUAUGCUGAAAUUCAGCACCUGGCACAGUCUAUGCAGAUGUCUGCGUGGCUACUCUUCAGGCCGUUCUGGCGCACAUUGGGGGUAGUCUUCGCAAAGUCGUUGUCAUCGAGACCAAACGUGGCCCGUCAUCUGUGCGAUCUUCUGGGGAUGGAUAUGACUGGACUGAUGAGCCACACCGCUGAAUUCGCGUUGCCAUACCUAACCUUACACGGAGACAUUGGGUCGAUAAGACGAUUCGCGGGGGUCAGUGGAGCAUCAACCACCAUCUUCGAGCUGUGUACUCAGAGGCAAAACCUGGUUGCCAUCCUCUCGUUUCUGCUUAUUCAACCUUUUCCGGAUGCCGAACAGUCCAUCGUCACGACUCUGUCCCGAGUUUCUGAGGAGUUUGAAAAGAGUGACCUAGCUUACUGGGUGGCUCACGACCCAAUACACAUUACCUGCGAACUACUUAAAGCGAUCGGAGACAGCGGUCAGGGCAAGUCAUCCCGAAUCUACCAGGCUCUUCAGCUCCUGGCACAACUAGUGGCGCGCCAGCGCGGGCCGUCUUCUGGAUCCCGACGAGGCGACAAUAUUGGGGCGUUCUUGGAGAAUAAUGUUCUUGCCAUCGUCACUCAUUUCACCGUUCUGUUGAAUGACCUCGAAGCCAAGGAGUCCAAAGUCGAGAAACGAAGGUGUCUUGCUGCAUUGGGAGAGGUUGUUAAGCUAGGAAAGGGCCGGGUGGUACGUGGACUCCCUCAAAUCUGUGCUUGCCUGCGUUCUGGACUCGACGAUGGAGAUUUAUGCGAUGCUGCAUUCUCUUCCUGGACAGUCAUGAUAAAGUCACUGAAACGAGAGGUUCUUGAAUCACUUGUUGACCAGACCCUGGCCAUCAUUGUUCAGAAGUGGAACAGUCUGGACAACUGCUCGCAGCAACAAGCAUAUGACCUGGUCGGCCAUCUACUCAAAAAUCACACGGACUUGGUUCGUGAACGGUUUGCUACCAUGCCAUCGCUGGCAUCGAUACCUCUCAUGGCGAAGUUCGAAAGUGAGAUCAUGGCUUUGAAACGACAGAUGGAUGAAAGACAUCAGUUGAAGGCCUACGUCGAUAGAUUACGGGACGAAAAUGUCGCAGUUAUUGAACAAGCUCUGGAUGAAUUAGCUCCACUGUUGGCCGAAAAACAAGAUCUACUACAACGUUCCAUACUACGAGAACAGCCAGACGAUUUGAUUGCGGAGUUAGCUCGAGCUCUCCUCGACUGUUGUGUCAAAUACAGCACGAGCACCGAAGUCACGAGACAAUGUGGUCGGUGUCUCGGUCGUAUAGGCUGUCUUGACCCAAGCAAGAUUGAGAAUGUGGUUGACCGCACACCUCUCAUCGUUUUGGCCAAUUUUGGAAAGGCUGAUGAGGUCAUCGGUUGGAUAUUCUUCUUCCUACAGCACGUUCUGGUCAAAGCAUUCUUAUCUGCAACUACCACGAGAGCACAGGGCUUCUUGGGCUGGGCGAUGCAAGAAUAUCUCAAGUCUUGUGAGCAUGACGAUCCUUCCAAUUCUGGGCCCAGUACUCUCGCCUCGCGCCUUUGGGGCGAGCUCCCAGACUCAGUACAGAAUACGUUAACACCAUUUCUCAAUUCCAAGUACCUUGUACAAGAAGUACGGCCACCUGAGAAGAGCCAGUAUCCUCUAUAUGCACCGGGUAUGAAGCACCGAGACUGGUUGCGCACGAUCACCCUAGACUUUCUCCACCGGGGUUCUGGAGAGAACAUUGAUAUUGUUUUCGGAAUUGCAUGUCGCAUCAUCCACGGUCAGGACACGUCUAUUCCAGCAUUUCUACUACCAUAUGCGGUUGUAAACCUGAUUGUCAGCGGCAUUGAACAAAACAGUCGUGACAUCGUCUCUGAGAUUACCUCGAUUCUCAGUAUACCCCUUGAGACCCAAGACCGGCGUGUGCAAGAUGACAUCAAACUUUGUAGUCAAACUGUGUUUGAGGUCCUUGAUUACAUGUCUACCUGGCACCAGCAGAAACGAAAGCAGUACUCUGUCGGAUUAGCCAAGGCUGAACGUGGCCACAAUGACUUACUACUCGGAGCGGCGGCGGAACAAAUUCGAAGUAUCGAACGAGUUUUGGAACAGAUCCCUCCCGAUGUCUUGGCCAAAAGAGCUCUUGAGUGUAGAUCCUACGCUAGAGCACUCUUCCAUUGGGAACAGCACAUUCGCAAACUAGAAACUGACAACAUGCAAUUUGAGCUUCAGAGGUUGCAAGAGAUCUAUGCUCAGAUAGACGAACCGGAUGGAAUAGAAGGCAUUUCGUCCCGCAUGCACGUGCUUGACAUCGAGCAGCAAGUGCUGGAACACAAGAAAGCAGGGCGAUGGUCGGCGGCCCAAAGCUGGUAUGAGAUGCAGCUGGUCACCCAUCCCGACGACACAGAAGUGCAGAAGAACCUUAUGGACUGCCUUAAGGAAUCUGGACAAUACGAUAUCCUUCUCCACCAUUUCGACGAAAUCAGGAACCGUAGCAAGAUAACCUCUGAAACGCUCACUCCAUAUGCCAUGGAGGCAGCUUGGUCCACCGGGCAGUGGACGCGACUGCGUAGCUACAUCUCCAAUCUCACUGGACAUGACUUUGCCUCACAUCUAGGCGAGAUCAUGGUAUCAAUUCAUGGAAGCGAUAAGUUGAAAGCACUCGGCCUUAUUGACGAAUUGUACGGAGCAACAGCAGCUGAGCUCACCCCUAACUCUAUAGCCUCAUUCCAAGCCGGACAUGACACACUGCUGAGGCUGCAUGUGCUGAACGAAGUCCACGUAAUCGCAGCAAGUCCGCCGGAAGACCGCAUGACAGUCUUGGAAAACCUGAGGGGUCGCCUGGACAUCUUGGGAUCAAACGUUGUCGACAAGCAGUACCUACUUGGUAUUCGGCGUGCAGUGAUGUCUUUGCGGCCUGAUAUAUUCACUGCGGGAGAUGUUGCUGCUGCCUGGCUCAACACUGCCCAGCUAGCACGUAAGGCGAGGUUGAAUGGACAAGCCUUCAACGCAGUGCUCAAAGCGUCUGCGUUGGGAGACAAAGCGGCUUCAAUACAACAAGCCAAACUCAUGUGGACCGAGGGCCAUCAUAGGAAAGCGAUUCAAAUGCUUGAGGGUGCGAUUGAAUCAGGCACAUUUUCCGGCGAUGACUAUGUUAUUGAGAAUGGUUCAGUCACCCAGCGUCCUCAGAACGAGAUCAAAGCCAAAGCAUAUGUGUUACUGGGCAAGUGGCUUGAUCAGGCUGGACAAACGCAGUCAGAUGUCAUCAGACAGACGUUCCGCGAUGCUAUAAGUCAGUUCAGGAAGUCCCAAAGAGCUUACUAUCACCUCGGCCGCUUUUACAACAAAAUUCUGGAUUCAGAGAAGACAAUGCCUCCAGGAAAAGAAAGUCAAGCAUUCCUUACUGGUGAAACUGCCAAGCUCGUCAUCGAGAACUAUCUCCGGUCAUUGGGGAACGGCAGCAAGUAUGUCUUUCAAACCUUGCCCAAAGUACUUACCUUGUGGCUUGAACUGGUAGACGGUGCAGAGGUACCACAUGAUCCACGGCGUGGAAAUGCUCAGUUCCAUACCCACAAUGCCGCUCAACGAAAGCGUGUGAUCGACGAAACUAACACCCAAAUCAAGAAAUACAUUGUUGUCAUACAAGCAGUACUUUUCUACACCGUCUUACCACAGGUUGUUGCAAGAAUCUGCCACGGAAACAAAGCCGUCUCUGAACUGCUCGGCACAAUCAUCGUCAAGGUUGUAAGAGCUUUCCCGCAGCAAGCAUACUGGUCGCUUCUGGCAGUGGUCGAAUCGCAGCAGAAGGACCGUGCAGUCAAGGGGCUUGAGUUGGUCAGGAAGAUUUGUUCAGACAAGAAAGACGACAGGGACAGAGACAAGCGAGCGCUUUCUCCCAGCGAGCUUAGAAGCAUGUUCAACAGCGGGCAGAAGUUUGUAAAGGAACUGCUUCGCAUCGCGGAAUUUCCCAUAGAGGGGAAAGUGUCAAAAGUCAGUCUCGGACGAGAUCUGGGCUUUAACAGCAAAAUUGCCCCGUCAAAGCUCGUGGUGCCCAUCCAAUCAUGCCUUAUACCCAGCAUGCCAACAAAUUUCGAAUCCGCCGCUCUCAAGGCAUUCCGACCUUUCUCGAAAGAGCCCAUAACGAUCUCGUCAUUCGUCGACGAAGCCCUCGUUCUUUCGUCCCUCCAAAAACCACGAAAGCUCACCAUCAGAGGCUCGGACGGCAAUUUGUACAAUGUCCUCGCGAAACCAAAGGAUGAUCUCCGCAAGGACCAGCGGCUAAUGGAAUUCAACACAAUGAUAAAUCGAUUCUUGAAGCGUGAUGUUGACGCGGCCAAACGACGGCUGUACAUUCGAACAUAUGCCGUCAUCCCGUUGAACGAAGAGUGCGGUCUCAUUGAGUGGGUCGACAACCUGAAGACGUUCCGCGACAUCGUCCUCAAGCUAUACAAAGAUAAAUCAAUCCAGCCUAACUACGUCGAGAUCCGCAAUCUCCUGGACGAGUCGUGCUCCGGCGACCCGGAGAAGGUCAAGAUCUUCCCUACACAGGUCCUUACGAAAUUUCCGCCCGUCUUCCACGAGUGGUUUGUAGAAAGUUUCCCCGACCCGAGCACCUGGUUCGAUGCGAGGUUGCGAUACACACGGAGCGCGGCAGUCAUGUCCAUCGUUGGACACGUACUCGGGCUGGGUGACCGGCAUGGCGAGAACAUUCUAUUCGAAGAAGACAACGGCGGCGUCAUGCACGUCGAUUUCAACUGUCUGUUCGACAAGGGCCUCACGUUCGAGAAGCCCGAGAUGGUCCCAUUCCGGUUGACGCACAACAUGGUGGAUGCCAUGGGCACGUACGGUUACGAGGGGCCUUUUAGACGUUGUUGCGAGAUCACGCUGGGCCUGCUGCGCGGGAAUGAAGACGCCUUGAUGACGAUUCUGGAGACGUUUUUGCACGAUCCGACUACCGACUUCAUCGACAAGGUCGGACGCAAGAAGAAGAGCGUCAAUGGCGUUCCGAGCACGCCUGUCGAGGUGCUGGAAGGGGUCAGAGGCAAGGUCAGAGGCAUGUUGCCUGGAGAGAGCGUGCCGCUUAGUGUGGGCGGCUACGUCCAGGAGAUGGUGACGCGGGCAACGGACAUCAGGAACCUGUGUAAGAUGUAUAUCGGGUGGUGUGCUUUCUUUUGA
This is a messenger RNA of Exophiala spinifera, 6864 nucleotides long. RefSeq lists its product as uncharacterized. Gene Ontology annotation, biological process: protein phosphorylation; telomere maintenance; DNA damage checkpoint signaling. Gene Ontology annotation, molecular function: protein serine/threonine kinase activity; protein binding. The record is from RefSeq and is a predicted model, not a curated record. Bases 1 to 6864 code for a protein of 2287 amino acids. Gene Ontology annotation, cellular component: nucleus. The transcript is spliced from 2 exons. Lineage: Eukaryota; Fungi; Ascomycota; Eurotiomycetes; Chaetothyriales; Herpotrichiellaceae.